This is a messenger RNA of Cyanidioschyzon merolae strain 10D, 645 nucleotides long. RefSeq lists its product as hypothetical. The coding region runs from base 1 to 645 and encodes 214 amino acids. The record is from RefSeq and is a predicted model, not a curated record. The transcript has a single exon. NCBI's taxonomy places the organism in Eukaryota, Rhodophyta, Bangiophyceae, Cyanidiales, Cyanidiaceae.
AUGAACCAGGGCGGUGCACUCGGAGGGCAGGCGGGCGUUUCACGUACGAACCCUCCCAUGAACGGCGCGACAAGCGAUCAAAGCCACCGGCAGGAAGAGAAACUUCUCCACAAAUACGGGAACCUUCCGAACCGGCGAGACAUUCUUCAACGAAGGCUGCGUGCGAACCACUUGCACGAACGAAAGUUUUACGACAGCGCGGAUGCGACCCUGGCGAAAGCCGGGCGGGAGAGUGUUGACCAGGUUGGCGAGUUUCAUCCGUAUGUGCCGCCGGGGCUGACGCCUCUCACUCGUCGUGGACUGAACGGGACCUGCUCCGCCGACCAGAAUAGUGGCGGAAGUUCAGCAGACGAGGGCAGCGAUUCAGUGCACGGUCGCCCCAGGCCGGACGCAACAGCUUCGCUUGCUGGUACCGAUGAGAUCGGAUCGAACGGUGACCGAACGCGACUACCCUCUUUUGGUGCUGAAAUACAGCGAGAAGGCUCAAUGGCCUCUUCUGGCUCAUCCAUCGGUUCCGCUGCAGGCUUCGUUCCGCUUCGGAGAAGUGCCGAAGUGCAGCGCAGUGAGUUGCCACCUGUUGCUGAGCCGGACUCGGUUGUCCUCGGUUUCCCAGAGCGUCAAAAUGAGGAGAGUAUCGGCGACUAG